CAUACGAUACUACACUGCGACUUCACCAAUUGAGGGCCGAAUUGAAUGACAACGAUCGCUAAAGCUUUACAACUCUUCCUACUGCUGGCUGGUCUGGACGGGAUGGGAAUAGUACGAAAGUGUAAAGACGGACUUGUAGACGAUUCAAUAGGAACUACCACCUCUUUGAACCAUUUUCAUUAUCGUCGAACAGUAUCUUUGGAUCAUUCUCUCCAUACACACCAUACUAUAAAACACCCUGACCACGACGGAUCGUACGAAUAAGUACCCAAUACUUUGUACCCAAACCUGCUUCUUUCACCAGUCAUUGAUAUCAUUAGACUACACGUAGAAUAGGUACAUUUAUUUGAUAUUACUAUUACUCUCUCCCCCCCCUCCGUCUACAUCUUUUUCUACAUUUCUACGACGUUGCACUUGGCCGGCUUGAAUACUGUACAAUUUAUUGAGAUCAGAUACGCAGAUUGUACCUAUCUGGUCCCUCAAAUAUUAGUGGUGUGUAACUAUUUCAUUUCCUCGAACCCUCUUUCAAACUAUCGUUCGUCUGUAUCUACCUAUCUGCUAGCUACAUACCUACUGUAUACACACAUACCCAACAAAUCGAGAAUUGAUGAGAUAGCGAUGUAAUUGUCAAUAAUAUAUCGUACAUUUUGUCUCAUCCGCUUGACUUGAUUCACUCCAGUCCAUUUCCCCCUCACUUCACGCUGUUCUCCGCUUUAUCUUUUGACGCUCUUCUUGCCUCUCUCUGCAUUUCACCUGUUCAUCACCUUCACACCAAGUACAGUACACUACACUACACACAUCCAUCGCGACCCUUUCAACUAUCGCUGGACGGAGUACUUGACUUUUGCUUUGUCUCAGGCCGCUUUAACAUUGUUUUCCUGGCCCUUCCCACUUCGAUCUCAAUCAUCAUACAACACAGACCCAUUCAUCAGCCCAAAGUCCCUCGCUUGUCAUUACCGAACCGGUCUGGCUCACUUUACACAGCUUACUUACGUAUCAAAAGCAGCAGCCAGGUCCUUCUCUUACAUUAUCUCUGGUACCCCAAAUAUCUUAUUUGGUCUGCUUCCCUUUGACCUUCUUCGACUCUCCACAUCUCAACCCCAAUUUGUGUGGUCGAGUUUGUCAACAACGAAACACACAAUAAGGAUGAAUAAAUUAUCAAACCUCGGUCGCGAUAUGAGGCACUGGUCCGGUCCAGGUUUCGGCAUGUCGCGACAGAAUCAAAUGAAUGGCAUGUCGUCAAUGCCGCCUCACACAAAACCGACUCCUUCACCAGCGCUGGCACCGACCCCUGCAGACUCUACUAUCCACUAUUCAUUCAACAUUCCCUUCGCUUCUGAUCUCGCCGGUCCAAAUACAGAGGAUAUCCUUUACGCCACGGCCAAUGCUGUUCUAAGAUGGACACAUUCUGAAGACGCGCCUGAUGACAUUCCAGUAUGGAAAUUGCCCGUCCAUACCUCAAAUAUCGAUAACCUCUCGAAGCUUUGCUUAGAUAUUACCAAUGGGCCUCUGCCAAUCUUGGCCAAUGUCGCCGUCACUACCCCCAAGCGUCCAGGUGCCUCCCCAGCACAAGUUACGACGGUCACUCUUUCGGGAAGCCCGGAGUUGGUACACAAGAGCAGAGAAACCAUCUUGAAUGAUACUCCUAUCGCAUUGGUAUGAUUAAGACUGUUGUCCCUUGGUUAUUUUCAAGUAUUGACAUCCAUGUAGCGUUGUUCAGUUAUCGACGUUGAUGGAGAUUUGAUUCUCGAUUCCACCAAGUCGGGUUUGAAAGCAUCCGUCAUUGAACAUCUGGACAAUGUUGCCGCGUUCUGCGGAGUCGAUAUAUUCUUGCUAGGUCCAAAAUUUACCUCUUCGUUGACCGAUGGACUUAGCAGCAAUGGCGAAGCAGGAAGGGAUCAACGCUGGAGAGUUGCAGUUUAUGGAGAUAUGGAGAGUGCUGAACACGGAAAGACGAGAAUCUUGGUUUACAUUGACAGACUAGUAUGUAUCUAUGCGUACGGCUCCUCGCAAACUGGGCACUAACAUUUUGAUUUAGCUCGGACGCAUUGUUGACGCGGCAUCCCUCGAGCUCUCCCUUCACACUGUCAUCUGUGGACGAUCCCGAAAGAACAUUAAAGUCAUUGAAUCCGCUACGAACACAGCUAUUUAUUUCCCACCUCCCUUCUCGCAAGUUUACAAAUAUUGCCCAAAGGGUGCCCACCGACGAAACCCCGAGGAGAUAUUCAUCACGGGCGACCGACCAGAAAACAUUGCCGCAGCGAAAGCCCGGAUCCACGAACUUGUUAGAAUGACAAGGCUCUUCAUGAAAGAUGCCCAUGUAACUGCUGCUAAGAUUGACAGCAUCCUCCUUACUAGGAUGGACAAGGUUCGUAGAGUUAUGGAGACGCACGGAACAUUUAUCCAGUUCCCAGCUCUUGCUUCUCAACGUAGCAUGAUCAGAAUCCAAGGGACAGAAGGGCUCCAUGUGGAACGAACUGUCCGGGAACUCAUGUUAAUGGUACGUGUUAUCAAUGAUUUUCUCUUGGGCUGCGACUAACGAAUAUUACAGGGUGUACAAUUUUACAGCGCAUCAUGGUGGAUCCAACAACCGCCAAAUCAGGCACCUUUACAACCAGCUCCACACGCAAUAAGGGCGAUGCUGGUUGAUAUCUGCUCGUAUUCCUCAGCAGAUGUAACAUACGAUAAGCUACAAUGGACAAUUACUGGUUCCGAUGAAGCUGUAAAAGACGCCUUGAUUAUCAUUAGCAAUAUCGCAUUGAACAAGCGAGGUUGUGCCUAUCAGAUUCGAGUCAAGCUUGAGUUAGCAAAUGAGCACAAGGAGUUCGUUAGUGGAAAGAAGAAUGGAAAGAUUAACAAGAUCAUGGGCCAAAGUAAGGUUUUUGAAGCUUUAACUCGUUUGGUUUACUAACCUUUUAUUCAGGCAACGUUCAAAUCAUAUUUGAUGGAUUCAAUGAGUACAAUUUCAACAUUGAUGUUUGCGGAAAUAACUAUGACCAAAUGGUUACUGGCCUCGGCCUUGUCGAACAAGAAAUGCCGGCUCAAAUAUCGUUCCAUGUUCCAGAUCAGUAUCACAAGCGUAUUAUCGGCAUUGGUGGCCAGCACAUCCAAAGGAUCAUGAAGAAGCACUCUGUUUUCGUCAAAUUCUCCAAUGUUAUGGAUCGUGGUGGGCCCAAUCGUGAGGAUGAUGAUGUCAAGUCCGAUAAUGUUAUUUGCCGAACUCCAGCUCGGAACGCUCAUAAUUUAGAGCUUGUGAAGGCUGAAAUCCUUGAUAUGGUCGAUCGAGUUGAUUCAGAAUUCACUUCCCAAACUGUCAACGUUGACCGAUUGUACCAUCGGCAACUCCUGGCUCGCCUCAAUCAAAUCGAAGAAUUGGAAAAGAAGUGGAACUGCAAAGUUAUCUUCCCAAGUACCGAGCAAGCUAGUGACGAUGUCACGAUUUCAGGACCGGAAUGGCAAGUUCCUCACUGUGUUGAUGAGUUUCUUGGGAUGGUUCCGGACAGCCAUGAGCUUGUUUUAGCUCGUACCCCGGAACUCAUGAAAUUCUUCAGCUCCAAGACUUUCAAGACAGAAAUGGCCCCAAAGCUCAAGUCUCAAUACGUGGUCGAGGUCCAAGUCAAUGAAGACUCUACGGAACGUACUGAAAACGAUGGACCGACAAUCAUUCUCCUGUGGACUUUCACCAGAAACAAUGCUGGUGGUGUUCGGGAUGCAAUUGAUUUCUUGUUCUCUAAUAUUGCCGCAGCUGGUAUUGAGGUUACCACUGUCAAGGGAACAAUUCCUCGUCCCAAGUCCGAUUCAUUCGAGGAAUCCUUGCCAUACUUCGAUUCUAAACUCUUACAACAUGCUCCUGCACCAAUGGCAACCGAUUCACCUACCAAAUCUUCUUUUGGCGAUGACGUUGCGAGGGAGAGAAGCAACAUUUUUGAUAAACUUCGCAAGCCUGGUAGCAUGUCAUCAAUUUCUUCGUUCUUGAAUGGCCGCAAGAAUAGCUCCCAGUCUCCCGCCGGUUCUUUCUUCCGGAACGGAUCUCGAAAUGCAUCAAGAACUUCCUUGAUCUCCAUCGAAUCUACACGAAGUUUUAACGCAGACCGUAACCCAUGGAACGAUAGUGGUGUCAACUUGCCGGACGAUGACACCACACCAUGGCCAACCCGCCAAUUUGGAAGUGGCAGUGGUAGUAUCCACGAUGGUAAGCACUCGCAUGGACAUCCAGGCGAUGCAACACCAAGACAUAGCAUGAGAGCUUCGACCGACAGCGGUCGUCCUUCAACUUCUAAUUCUACAAACUCCGGAUACCCCGGUCCAAUAGGACCACCGCGUUCUUAAGAUAUCCACAAAACUAUUCCCUUAUUUCCUAGAUUGUCUUUAAGUACGUCGAUUUCGACAUACACAAUGGCUGGAUAUAUACCCUGGCGCGCAAUACCCCAAAUACCAAUUUUUUUUAUGCUGCUUUGAUUGUUUUUCUCCUCUCUUUCUCGCAAAUUUGAUAUCUCUUUCAUUUACGGACCACUUUGUUAUUUGUUUUGUUUGCGUUUAUCAUGCUUCAACCUUGCAAAAAGUUGAAAAGAACAUGCAUGCGGGCGCGCUCUCAGAGACGAACAGAAGACAAAACAUUUAGAAGAUCCUCCUUGCGUUCUUGACUAUUCAUAUUAAGAGGAAAUACCUAUUUGCUUUUAGGGAGCGUGGGAUUGAUUUUUUACUUUUCGUUUUGGUUGCUACAAUAUCCUUGAGUUUGGUUCCUUUUUUCGCGCGUUUACUUGGUAUGGUUUAGGCAAAUGGGUACACGGAUUGUGAAUGAUGGUAUAGGUUUGGAAGCUGGGUUGUGAUGAGGGGAUGAGAGAUGAGGGAUGAGGGAUGACGGAUGAUUUUCACUCUUUUUACAAAUUGGGAUGGAGGUAUGGAAAAGGAGAAGCGGGUGGUAGGGUGGUGGUUUAGUGAAUUAGGAAGGGUUUGGUGGUUAUUAGCGAUUCUAUAACAAACAAACACGGUGAGGUUUCUAUUUGAGGUAUCUGGUAUGGAUGGAUGGGUUGGACAUCAGGAUCACUCACUAAACGGAUUAGUUGUGGGUGUAUAUUAUGAUACCCAAAUGAGAUAUUGUUGUAUGUUGAGAAUUCAAAAAUUGGUGCGAGA
Molecule: messenger RNA, 5133 nt
Organism: Sclerotinia trifoliorum
Lineage: Eukaryota; Fungi; Ascomycota; Leotiomycetes; Helotiales; Sclerotiniaceae
Source: the annotation of a GenBank genome assembly